CUCAGCGCAAGCACCUGAAAAAAAAGCCGAGCAUCCCACCUGCCGCAUAUUCCAGCGCUUUCUCGCCCCUCCUCUCUGAACUGAAACCUCUUUUCUUCUCUCUUCCACCACCUCAUCACAAACCAAACCAAGCCCCUAGAAAACCACAGCUCUCGACCUCUCUUUUCCGCCGCCCGUAUCACAACUUGCGCGACCGACAAAGCCCCUCCCACAGCCAGAAGAAAGCCCUCUUCUACCACCGAAUUUUCUCGACGACAGAACCAAUUCAAAACCAGAGCAUCAUGGCUGAUAGCGGCGCGGUCAACGGCCACUCCAAAGCCGCCAACGGCAGCACUGGAGAGUCUCUGGCACCCUACCGUUCGCUCUUUUCCCAUCUCUUCUCCUGGGAGAAUCCUCGUGAUUCGGCCGUCGCCUAUGUCUCCGUCGUUGCUAGCAUCGCCGCCGUCCGGUAUCUUAGCCUCGUUCGCUGGGCCCUCGGAUUGUCCUGGAUGGUCCUGGCCACCACCGUCGCUGCCGAGGUCGCGGGCAAAGCAGUUCUCAACAACGGCCUGGCUUCCCAGCUUCGCCCUCGCGAGUACUAUACCCUGCCUCGCGAAGCAUUCGACAGGCUAGUUAGCGAGGCUCACGGACUCAUCAACUUCUUCUUGGUUGAAGCCCAGCGCAUUGUCUUUGUCGAGAAUGUCUACGCCUCGUCUGCUGCCUUCGCCGUUACCCUUCUUUCCAGCCUUCUCAUCAAGGUUCUGCCCUACUGGGUCCUUGCCAUCGUUGCAACCACCAUUGCCUUCUUCGCGCCUUUGAUCUAUUCCAGAAACCAGGAGUUCAUCGACCAGCAGCUCAAGUCUGCUGCCGACGUCAUCGGCGCCCAGACUGCCCAAGUCCGAGAUGCCGCUCAGAAGCAGGCCGAUCACCUCGCUUCCGUGUCGAAGCAGUAUGCUGGAGACUACACUGAGAAGGUUCACGAGAUUCUGCGCACCCGCAGCCUGUCUCCCUCGGCCGCCAAGAAGUCGCCUGUCGAUUUCCCCUCCCCUCCUACUGAGGAGCCCAAGGCCGCCGAACAACCCACCCCUCAGGAGCCUAUCGUUGCUUAGAUGAGCUCAAUUGACCCGCACGUGUGAUUAUGGUCAAGAAACGAUAAACGCCAAGUUGAGCUCCACAGCAACUAUCGACACGUUCUUUCCUUCGCAGCAGAUCAUUACUCGGAUCGGGAUGAUAGAUGUGUCCAAGAUUGUGAUCAGAUCAGGCAGGUUUUUGGGGGCAGCGACGGUUGUACCGUCAAUCAGAGCAUAAUAUCCGCCCAAUUAGCGCAGAGGGGAUUGUGGGAUGAGAAAAGAGCAGCUCUUUGCGCUGAGAAGGGCACAGACAUUUGGGAGGAGUGGAGGAUCAUGGCGUUGCUACGAGGCCAGUAGGUUUGUUCUAGCAAACCCUCUUUUUCUUUUCAUUAUCUAUCAUCGUUUUGGCAUGGACGCAUUCUCCCUGUUAUCCUUUCCUUUUCCCUAUGCUGAAAGAGCCUCCUGCCCUGUUUUCCAUAAGGACUUUUGUGGCUCAAGGCAGG
This is a messenger RNA of Trichoderma reesei QM6a, 1552 nucleotides long. RefSeq lists its product as uncharacterized. Lineage: Eukaryota; Fungi; Ascomycota; Sordariomycetes; Hypocreales; Hypocreaceae. The transcript has 5 exons. The record is from RefSeq and is a predicted model, not a curated record. Bases 282 to 1088 code for a protein of 268 amino acids.